This is a messenger RNA of Suillus paluster, 572 nucleotides long. RefSeq lists its product as uncharacterized. NCBI's taxonomy places the organism in Eukaryota, Fungi, Basidiomycota, Agaricomycetes, Boletales, Suillaceae. The annotation marks the transcript as partial. The transcript is spliced from 2 exons. The record is from RefSeq and is a predicted model, not a curated record. Gene Ontology annotation, biological process: mycotoxin biosynthetic process.
UACAUUGAUGACGAUCAUCCGACCGAAUUACCCCUCCGCCUAGACACCGUUGCGUUGACGUUUAACAGCACGGAACGUUACAGUACAUCUGGAACCAAGGCCUGGUUGGAGUGGAAUUCACUUGAUCAUUUUCCACGAGGCCACGGAUUUGUGCGCCUGGGACCAAAUGGGCGAGCGUUUGGUGUCUCGAUGUUUCACCAGAUACAUUGUCUGCAAAUGAUCCGGCUCGCCCUCAUUAACGGACCCGAUGACCAUAGUGGUCAUUGCCUCAACUUCUUGCGGCAGGCCAUUCUUUGCAAUGCUGAUACUACCCUCGACCCACUCUUCGUCGACCCCGAUGGAAUGAUGACAGGCACAGACGGCUUGGGUGUGACGCAUGUAUGCCGCGAUUGGACACAGGUUUAUGCGUAUAUUGUGGAUAACCAGAAGGGCCAUUUGUGGGCAGAGCAAAACAAUUAAGACAAAGACGUGAUGCGGAGAUUGCAGGUGCUGAGUCGAGCGUGACGAUCUGACCUAGUACUGAGAUUCAAUUGGUGCUUGUAGGUACGAGACGUGCGUGUUGGGAUGUCACU